Molecule: messenger RNA, 1471 nt
Organism: Mus pahari (shrew mouse)
Lineage: Eukaryota; Metazoa; Chordata; Mammalia; Rodentia; Muridae
Gene: Spaca9
Product: sperm acrosome associated 9
Exons: 4
Coding region: 146-829 (227 amino acids)
Cellular component (GO): acrosomal vesicle; sperm flagellum; ciliary base
Source: RefSeq, a predicted model, not a curated record
AUUUCCUGAGACCUUAGGAGGGCCUUCCCGCCCUCCGGGGCCGCACACCCACGGAGGCACUGCAAGCUUCUGGGCACUCUGUGAGGCGAAGGCCAGUCCAAGUCAAACCAGGACCCUUCCUGUCCUGUGAGACCAAAGAGCAACAAUGAAUGAGGUGAAAGAGUCCCUCCGCAGCAUCGAGCAGAAGUACAAGCUCUUCCAGCAGCAACAGUUCACCUUCAUUGCGGCUCUGGAGCACUGCCGGGAAAAUGCCCAUGACAAAAUCCGGCCCAUCUCCAGUAUUGAGCAGGUGCAGAGCUACAUGGAACAUUACUGCAAUAACUCCACCGACCGGCGGAUUCUGCUCAUGUUCAUGGAUAUCUGCUCCGAGCUCAGCAAGCUCUGUCAGCACUUUGAGGCCCUGCACUCUGGCACCCCUGCCACCAACAGCCUUCUCGAGAAAUGCAAAACCCUGGUCAGCCAAAGCAAUGACUUGAGCAGCCUCAGAGCAAAGUAUCCGCACGAUGUGGUUAACCACCUCAGCUGCGAUGAGGCCAGGAACCACUAUGGAGGCGUGGUCAGCCUCAUCCCUAUAGUCCUGGACUUUAUGAAAGAGUGGAUUGCUCAUUCCGAGAAGCUGCCUCGCAAAGUGCUGCAGCAUGUGAGUGAAAUCCUGGGUAACCUGGCAACCGCAGCACCAGCCACUACCAGACCUGCCCAGACCACGGUUACCCAGAAGUGGUUAGGAAAACAAAAGUAUAGGCAGCUUGCAAAAGAGAGCAUCAAACCUAGUGGGAAAGACAAAGACGCCCAGAAACCUCCCUGGAGGCCACCUGGUGGGAAACUGUAACUACUGUCAAUGUACUUGGCUUCCACUGGUCAUCCAUUCUCACUGGGGCCAAUACACUAUUGAGAAUCUCUCUCUCGCCUUUCACUUCUAACAUUUCCGCCUCUUGACCUCCGUGUUGAUGAAAGGAUCCCCUCUCAUGGAGCUGCCCAGACAAUAUGGUGUUGGCAGGGUGUGCCCCAGAGGAAGGACGAUGUGCUGAUGCCCAGGCCUCCUGCCCGCACUGUGGCCUCUGGCUCUGUAGCAUGCCAGCUGGAGGGGAGUCCGCUUAGCUCUUUGUCCCACAAGGGCAAACUGAAGAUGAACUGGAAGGUCUCUCAUGAACAGGUGUGUGGGGAUUAGAAGGCUGAGCUCACUUGUGUUCAGGUCUUGAGACCAAAAUAAGGGAUGUUUGCUCUUUUAGUUGAGAGAGGGAGACCAUGGCAGAAGUCAGAAGAAUUGUUUUGUGUCUCAUGAGCAAGACAGCAGCCUGGUCUUGAUGGCAGUCUAGUCUACCCACACUAUAAGAUGUAUAAUCCUGGCAUCUCAGCUUGACAGUUGUGAGGUCUGACUGUUGAUUUUUCCCUUCACAGGGGACGACUUAGCUUCUGUACUGUUGCUUCCUCGGGGGGAGACAUUCAAGAAUAAAGUGUUCUACCACUUCUC